This is a messenger RNA of Serinus canaria (Common canary), 2187 nucleotides long. It is a transcript of the gene FBXW4, whose product is annotated as F-box and WD repeat domain containing 4. Gene Ontology annotation, molecular function: protein binding. Gene Ontology annotation, cellular component: SCF ubiquitin ligase complex. Bases 285 to 1511 code for a protein of 408 amino acids. The transcript is spliced from 9 exons. NCBI's taxonomy places the organism in Eukaryota, Metazoa, Chordata, Aves, Passeriformes, Fringillidae. Gene Ontology annotation, biological process: SCF-dependent proteasomal ubiquitin-dependent protein catabolic process. The record is from RefSeq and is a predicted model, not a curated record.
GACCCGUGAGCCGGUCAUGUCGUGGCGAGGGGGUGUGGGGGAGGGCAAGCGGCACAGGGGGAGUCCCAGCGGCUCCCGUUAAUGAAUUAAUCCGCUAACGAGGGUGGGCUCGGCGGCCCGUGCCCCUCCGGUCCCGGCAGCCGCCUCCUCCCCCGGAGGGGGCAGUGACAGGCAGCGGCUUCUGCCCCAUGUGACUGGGGAGCGGCUGCCCCGUCCAUGGCUUGGCCUCCCCCGGGCAGCAGCAGCUCCGGCUCCCGGGGAGGAGGGGCGGGAGCUGCUGCUCCAUGGGGAGGAAGGGCAGCCCCCGAUCCCCCCAGGCGGAGGGGGGAUCCCGGGCCGCCUCCCCCCCCUCCCCGCUCUGGGCCUUACCUGAGGAGCUGCUGCUCCUCAUCUGCUCCUACCUGGACGCGCAGGCCUUGGGCCGCCUGGCCCAGGUCUGCCGCCGCCUGCGCUUCCUCAGCAGCCGCGAUGUCCUCUGGAGGCGCAUAGCCCGCGGCUGCCUCAACUCCGGCUUCACCCAGCUCGGCACCGAUCUAGCUGCUGGCAUUCCGGUGAAGGAAAGGGUGAAGGUAUCUCAGAACUGGAGGCAUGGACGCUGCCAGAGAGAGACAGUCCUGAAAUGGAAAUGCAAUUUGAUGCCCUGGAUGGAGCUGGAUGGCGAAUAUCUCUACCUGUCUCAAGCGGAAAACAUCCAGGCCUACCAGCUCUGUGCAGAGGGGACAGGUUUGCAGCGUCACCCUCAAGCCAUCUUCUCUGGCCACCAGGAGGACGUGUGUCGCUUUGUUCUUGUCAACUCCCACAUUGUCAGUGGAGGGGGAGAUGGAAGUAUUGUCCUUCACAAGCUCCAUGGCUCCUACAGCAUCAAGUUCUCUGCACAUGAGCAGGAGGUGAACUGUGUGGACUUCCAAGGUGGCCUCGUUGUCAGCGGCUCCCGGGACCGAACAGCGAAGGUUUGGUCCCUGUCCGCGGGCAGAGUUGGUCAGUGUCUACAUACAGUGCAGACAGAGGAUCGAGUGUGGUCCAUUGCUAUCAGCCCAUUAUUAAGCUCAUUUGUGACAGGGACAGCCUGCUGUGGACACAUCUCACCACUGAGAAUCUGGGACCUUGAGAGUGGUCAGCUGUUGACCUGUUUAGGGACCGACUUCCACCGUGGAGCUGGAGUCCUGGAUGUGUUCUAUGAAACGCCCUCCCUUCUCCUUUCUUGUGGGUAUGACACCUACAUCCGCUACUGGGACAUACGGACCAGCACCAGGAAGUGUGUCCAGGAAUGGGAAGAGCCCCAUGACAGUGCCCUGUACUGCAUCAGGAGUGAUAAGAACCAUAUGAUUGCCAGCGGCUCUUCCUACUAUGGUGUGGUGCGCCUCUGGGAUAAGCGGCAGACUCGGUGCCUGCAGAGCUUUCACCUGUCUUCACCCACCAGCAGCCCAGUGUACUGCCUCCGUUUCAGUACCACCCACCUGUACGCUGCCCUGGCGUCAGCCCUGCACGUCCUGGACUUCACGACCUCGUGAAGGGCAUCACAGCUGCCUCUGGUGACCCCCUCAGCAGAGCUGACACUUGGCUCAGGGAAUUGCAGGGCAGGAGAGGUGAGAAAGGCCCACAAAGCUUCUGAAGGGACGUUUUUGCCUGCCAGAAAGCUGCAAUGAAGAAUGCACAAAGGGCCAAACUUUCUCAACCUUACCUGCCUGUUAAGUGAAAAUAUUAGGCCAAUUGUCCUUUACCCUUUUUAUUUUGUGCAAGUCAGGAAUUGUUUUAUUAACUGUGUUACUUUUUUCUUUUUUAUUUUUUUCCUUCCUUUUUUUCCUGUGGAUACAUCAUUUGAGGGGCAAGUUGAGCCAGGAUGCCCCAUCACCUGUGUGCUGGUCAGUUUGAGAUCAGCCAAGCUCUAAGCAUGUGAAGCAAGACCAGGCUGUGUGUGGGGUGAACUGAUUGGAAGGGAAGGGUGCCUGGAGCGAGGAAUUGGUGGAAGGGAAGGGUGCCUGGAGCGAGGCCCACCUUUCUCCUUAACUUGCUGUUCUGACAGCUGCUUGUGUUGUCCUUCACAGCCAAGAGCAACAACUGAGCUAAAAGGCAGAGCCAGCCCUGCUUUCAGUGUGCCUCCCCAAGUUGGCCGUCAGGUCAGGCUAUGCACUUGGCAGGGCUGAAAUGGUCGUGUUUUGCUAAAUAAAACUGAAAGGAAACAAAAGA